Micropterus dolomieu (smallmouth bass) is the source of this 2827-nucleotide messenger RNA. It is a transcript of the gene cdk19, whose product is annotated as cyclin-dependent kinase 19. Gene Ontology annotation, molecular function: ATP binding; cyclin-dependent protein serine/threonine kinase activity; RNA polymerase II CTD heptapeptide repeat kinase activity. Gene Ontology annotation, biological process: protein phosphorylation. The transcript is spliced from 13 exons. Lineage: Eukaryota; Metazoa; Chordata; Actinopteri; Centrarchiformes; Centrarchidae. Bases 176 to 1297 code for a protein of 373 amino acids. Gene Ontology annotation, cellular component: cytosol; mediator complex; nucleus. The record is from RefSeq and is a predicted model, not a curated record.
ACGUCGGCUCUGUGAGAAGCUGUUACGAGAACUGAAACACCCAAAUGUGAUCGCCCUGCAGAAAGUGUUCCUGUCCCACAGUGACAGAAAGGUGUGGCUCCUCUUUGACUACGCUGAACAUGACCUUUGGCACAUCAUCAAGUUCCACCGCGCCUCUAAGGCCAACAAGAAGCCCAUGCAGCUGCCCAGAGGGAUGGUGAAGUCUCUCCUGUAUCAGAUUCUGGAUGGGAUCCAUUACCUCCAUGCCAACUGGGUGCUCCACAGGGAUCUGAAACCAGCUAACAUCCUGGUGAUGGGGGAAGGUCCCGAACGAGGAAGAGUGAAAAUCGCUGACAUGGGUUUCGCUAGACUCUUCAACUCUCCCCUCAAGCCAUUGGCGGACCUUGACCCCGUCGUAGUGACUUUCUGGUACAGGGCCCCUGAGCUGCUUCUGGGGGCCCGGCACUACACCAAAGCUAUUGAUAUUUGGGCAAUUGGCUGCAUCUUUGCGGAGCUGCUAACAUCCGAGCCCAUCUUUCACUGUCGCCAGGAAGACAUCAAGACCAGUAACCCCUUCCAUCAUGACCAGCUGGACAGGAUAUUCAGCGUCAUGGGUUUCCCAGCAGAUAAGGACUGGGAAGACAUUAGGAAGAUGCCUGAGUACCCAACCCUGCAGAAAGACUUCAGGAGGACAACGUAUGCAAACAGCAGCUUAAUCAAAUACAUGGAGAAGCAUAAAGUCAAGCCAGACAGCAAAGUUUUUCUGUUGCUACAGAAACUCCUCACCAUGGACCCCACCAAAAGAAUCACAUCGGAGCAGGCGCUGCAGGACCCAUACUUCCUGGAGGACCCAUUACCAACCACUGAUGUGUUUGCUGGAUGUCAGAUCCCCUACCCAAAACGAGAGUUUCUAAAUGAAGACGAGCCAGAGGAGAAAACAGAAAAGAACCAGACCCAACAGCACCAGCAGACGACAGGCCAGACUCAGGCCCAGAACCAGCAGCAAACGGCAGCCCAACAGGCCCCCUCCCAGCAGAGCUCGGCCCAAACCAACGGUACCGCCGGAGCCACGGGGGGCACCACCGGCGGGGGUUUGCAACACGGCCAGGACCAGGGGCCCCUCAACAAGAAACCUCGUAUCGGGCCCUCUGGGGCCUCCUCAGGCACUGGGGUGCUACAGUCAGAAUACCAGCACUCCGGCCCCCGCCUUGGUUACCAAAGCAACGUCCAAGGUUCCACUCAGCCCCAGAGCACCAUGGGAUACUCGUCGUCAUCCCAGCAGAGCUCCCAGUACUCCCACCAGACCCACCGUUACUGAGGCUCCCAGUCACCUGAGAACCAGCAGGGGAGUCAGCUCCUCCUCCUUCAACCAGACGUCACCCUCCUCCUCAGCUCCAGCCAAGGCAACGCUCUCACAUCCUGGUCGGACCUUCUUCAGUGCAUUACAUCAUGGCAACUCAGCCAUCCUCCUUUUCAACCCUUCCUCACCUUUGACCUCUUUCCCGACAGCCUCCAAUGGCACUGAAACACGAAGGCAAACAAGCAUAGGAACCAAAAAAAAAUCAAACAAGUCGUUCUGCCUCGUUGGGCUGGUGAACCAUUUUUAAACAACUGAAAAUAAUGUAAGAUAGAUGUGAAGCGUCACACACACAGACUGAGAACCAUGGCACUUACAAACGCAACGUUCCUCACGAGGAAGAAUCGCAGCUGUAUUCAUAUAUGUACAUUAUAUAGCACCUUUUUCUAUUUGAUUUUUUUCUCUCUUAUUUGUUAGAGUUUUCAAGUUUACCUUGAUAGUUGAUGUCAUUGUAAAUAUUGUUACAUAUGAAGCGAUCGGCUGAGACAAAACACAGGAGGAACAGCUCUUUACUGUCAUCUCUAGUGUACUAUUACGUUGGAUAAUCAAAAGAAAAACAGAAAACGUUUGAGCUAACCCUGUCCUUUUAAGAACAAAAGACAGUCACAUGUUUCUACACAGAAAAAAAUCAGCUCUUUAGCUGAUGCAAUUGCAGGGAAAUAUUAAAAUGCGCAAUUUAAUCUUCUUAUUAUAGGGUUUCUAUAUUUAGACCUCUCUUUAUCUAGAUUUGGAUUUGGAAAGUAAGAAAAGUAGUUGUCUUUUUACAGAUCUAAGUCCUGUAUAUUCUGAUUCACUCCACUACUUUUAGAGAUAAGAAACAUUUGACAGCCGAGCUUCGUUCCUGUGACGAUGACAGCGUUUUCAGGAGGUUGGACGCUUCUCGAUUGUGGCCAGCAGCUCCGGAGUGUUUUCCUGUCCAAGAGCUGCCGGUGGACACUUUGCUCACACACUCAUUUUAUUGCGGACUUUCAAGGUUUCUGAACACGAACGUGCGCAUAAACGUACAGGGCAGCUAACAGUACAGCCCCCCCCUUUCUGCUUCUUGAGACUGUUACUGCCUGAUGUCAGAGAGUUUUUUUAAGGUUUUAAUGUUAUUGUUUCUCUGUAAGUGUGUGUGUGCGUGUGUGUGUGUGUGUGCACAGUAUGUUUUUUUAUGCAUGUUGUUUAUCUUUUUACUUACUAGAACUGCACUGACCGCUGAACCGUUCUGCAAAGAGCUGGAACAAACAUGGGUUGCUGGGAGCGCUGCAGUCACAGUUUGAUGUACAGGAGCACGCUGCGGCUAACCAGAGUGUUGGAGUUCUUGCUCACCACUUGAUGUCACCCAAGGGUGACUGUUCACUGUGCUAGUGCAUAACUGAGUUCUACAGAGUCAGAAUCGUGUUGUUGAGUCAUGCAGCAGAGUGCUAUUAAAAAGACUGAACACAAAAACUAUUUUCAAAAAUAUUUGUAAAGCAAAUUUUAAUUAAUGUCGUGUUGGUUUUUUGUAAA